Molecule: messenger RNA, 1143 nt
Organism: Phalaenopsis equestris
Lineage: Eukaryota; Viridiplantae; Streptophyta; Magnoliopsida; Asparagales; Orchidaceae
Exons: 3
Coding region: 1-1143 (380 amino acids)
Source: RefSeq, a predicted model, not a curated record
AUGGAAUGCAAGGAGAAUAGGAAAAGCUUCAACUCUUACCACGAUAGAGCCAGGAUGGACAUCAGCCACCUGAUCUAUGCUGAUGACAUCCUGCUGUUCACUAGGGCUUCUAAGCCUGCUACCAAGUGUAUUAUGGAGUGCCUUCAACAUUUCCAACAGGUGUCUGGGCUACAGGCCAAAUACUCUAAGUCUGUACACUCUGGGGAGGUCAAUAGGAAGGUGGGAGACUCCAGAAUUUGGGCUCAAAUGCUUAAGGCCAGAGAAGACAUUGAUAAGCUGCUAAGAUGGGAGUUGGGACAAGGGAAUAUUAACUUCUGGAAAGACAACUGGUGUGAUAAUGACUGUUUAGAACCUUUGCAGGAUGAAAAGGAGGGUAAUUUAUUAGUCAAGGACUGUUGGGUUGGCAAUGCCUGGACUAGAGAUAGCAUCUCAAAAGAUAUCCAGAAGUAUCUGUACAGAUGGGAAACUUACCAAAGGAAUAUUUCCUCUCGUCAAAAACACCUCACCCCCUCCAUGUUGUUCUUUGCUUGGAGAGUACUUAAUAACCUUCUCCCCACUGAUGAUACUCUGGAACUUAAGGGCCUGAAAGGCCCUUCUAGAUGCCAUCUAUGCAACCUAGAUCAGGACACCAGAGAUCAUCUUUUCUUCAGGUGCAACUUUGCCAAGGAGGUUUGGAGUAGAUUAACUUCCCAUAUGAACAUCAACCUGAUUAACAUUGGGUGGGAAAACAUUACUGACUGCACCAAAGACUGGAAAGGGAUAAACCUAAUGCUAAUUCCUUUCGUUGUUGCUUGGUUUAUUUGGAUGGUUGGAAACAUGGCCAAACAUGAGAAUAGGGAUGCCAGUGCUACAUGGGUGAUGUCUAAUUGCUGGGCUUACCUAAACAAGCUAAUUCACUGGAGGAAGUUCCCCAUGAUCCUGCAGACCACUUACAUGGGUGCUAAUCACACUAAAAUUAUCAAGGUGAGAUGGGAGAUACCUCCUUAUCCUUUCAUUAAAAUUAACACUGAUGAAAGCUACACAAACAAGAGAGCAGGUAUUGGGGGUAUUUUCAUAGACCACAAAGGGAAGACUUUGUUGUUCUACAAGGCCCCUUACAUAGCUGAUGAUACUUUAGAAACUGAAGCUGCUGCUCUAUUUUAG